GGUACACACUAUAUAACACAGAUAAUAAAUGUGUGUUGACAUCUAUAAUCCUAACUCUCUUAACUUUCAUAGAUCUUAAUAAUUAUUGCAAUAGGAGUUUGACUUAUUCUGCUCUACAAAUUCUGUUUUAUAUAGCACAAUUAACGACUUAAAAUCGUAAGAUGCCUGUUGUCGAUGAAAUCCAGUCUUCUUGGGCCGAUGAAGUGGAAAUUGAUCAAGGGGAGCUCCCACCACCUUCGGAAGUUGUUGAAAAUGGAUUAAAAAUUGUCACUGAAUAUAAAUACGAUAAUGAUAACAAAAAAGUUAAGAUUGUUCGUACAUAUAAGAUAGAAAAACGUGUUGUUUCAAAGAGUAUUGCAAAACGUAAAACAUGGAACAAAUUCGGUGAUUCCGCUAAUGACAAACCUGGUCCUAAUCCUGCCACUACUAAUGUUUGUGAGGAUGUAUUCAUGCAGUUUAUAACAAGCAAAGAAGAAGCACAGAGACCAGAUGAAGGUGAUUUGGAAGCUCUGAAGGCAAGACCUACUAAAGUGCUAUUCAAGUGCCGUACAUGCCAAGGAGAACAUUGGACAUCAAGUUGUCCAUUCCAGCACACACAAUUAGCACAAUCCAAGGCAAUGGAAGCUGCCAAAGCGGCUGAAGCCAAAACCUCAUCAACUAAGUAUGUUGUACCUCAUGCAAGAGAAGGUGCUUCUCAUAUGAGCCGUGAUCAACUAGGAAGAAGAGAUGAUGUUGCUGCUAUUCGUAUUUCUAAUCUAAGUAACUUUGCUGUUGAAGCUGAUCUUGAUGACCUUGUUAAACCCUUUGGACCAGUACAUAAGUUAUAUCUCGCUAAAGAAAAGAGUACUGGCCAAUGCAAAGGUUUUGCUUAUGUGCACUUCAAAUUCCGUGAUGAUGCAGCCAAAGCGAUUGAGACUCUCAAUGGAUAUGGUUAUGAUCAUUUAAUCUUGAAUGUGGAAUGGUCCAAACCGCCUCAGAACAACUAACAUUUUGUAAAAUACACAUUGAACUUUCCAUUACAGAAUUAUAAUAAAUCUACAUUGACUUUA
Molecule: messenger RNA, 1049 nt
Organism: Danaus plexippus (monarch butterfly)
Lineage: Eukaryota; Metazoa; Arthropoda; Insecta; Lepidoptera; Nymphalidae
Gene: eIF3g1
Product: eukaryotic translation initiation factor 3 subunit G-like
Exons: 6
Coding region: 162-986 (274 amino acids)
Cellular component (GO): eukaryotic translation initiation factor 3 complex; cytoplasm
Molecular function (GO): translation initiation factor activity; RNA binding
Source: RefSeq, a predicted model, not a curated record